Gracilinanus agilis (Agile Gracile Mouse Opossum) is the source of this 2406-nucleotide messenger RNA. RefSeq names its product fibrous sheath CABYR binding protein (gene FSCB). Gene Ontology annotation, molecular function: calcium ion binding. Lineage: Eukaryota; Metazoa; Chordata; Mammalia; Didelphimorphia; Didelphidae. The record is from RefSeq and is a predicted model, not a curated record. The transcript has 3 exons. Bases 16 to 2250 code for a protein of 744 amino acids. Gene Ontology annotation, biological process: negative regulation of protein sumoylation. Gene Ontology annotation, cellular component: sperm fibrous sheath; sperm principal piece.
AAACCUUCCCAACCAAUGGUAGAUAAAUGCCAGCAAACAGAUGUCACUGAGAAAAAGAAACACCUGACAGGUUCACAACAGGCAACACCAAAACCUGUCAUGAGCCAUGGUAAUGUACAUGAAAGCAAAGGAAAGCAUUCUAAAGAAUGUGAUAAAGUCAGAUUGUCUUCUCAGCUUCAACAAACCUGGCAGAGGAGAAAACAUGGACAAGAAGUAGCAGAUAAAUCCCAGCAGACAGAGGAAUGUAAAGUAGGGAAAAAAAAACCCGUAGCAAAGAAGGAAGAAACUCUACCCCCAAAAUCUGAAUCUGAGUGUGAACAACCUGCUCAACCAUCUAAAGAACAUGAAAUUUCGUUAUCCAGACGCCCAAGCCAUUCUUUGAUAAACAGAUCUCAGCAGACAAGUUGCACUGGAGAUUGGGCUCUUAUGGCCUACUAUGGCAUGUGCAGAGAAAUGAUAAUGGUGGAUAAGUGGCAGCAGACUGGCAUGAGUGAGGCAGAGUUCAUGGCGCUUUCUAAGCCUGGAAGCAAAAAGGAUUCAUUAUGUCAGCCAGAAGAUACUGUGGAACCUAAAGCAACACCAAGAACAUCCCGAGAAAGUUCUGCUGGCAAAACUGCCCCUUCUCCUAAAACUGCUACCCCUCCUCCCAGAAGUGCUACUGCUAGCAAAACUUUCUCUCCUCCAGGAAGUGCCAAAGUCUUCUCUCCCCAGGGAAGUACUGAAGCUGCUACCCCUCCUCCCAGAAGUGCUUCUGCUAGCAAAACUUUCUCUCCUCCAGGAAGUGCCAAAGUCAUCUCUGCCCAGGGAAGUACUGAAGCUGCUAGAAUUCCUUCUACCCAGGCAAGCGCUAGGGGUAGCAAAACAGUGUCUCUUCAAAAAAGUGUUAGCAAAGCUUUCUCUUCCCCAGUAAGUGCCAAAGUCACCUCUGCCCAGGGAAGUACUGAAGCUGCUAGAAUUUCAUCUUCCCAGGCAAGCCAUCGGGCUAGUAAAGCCUCAGCUAUUGAACCCCCUGAAGAAUCUGGCUCUGCAAUAAGAAUGACUUCUAUUGUUAAACUUGAAUCUUUUGACAAAAAGGCUCCUAUUGAACCAGAGUCUCCUGCUUUGGAAACAGAGUUGCCUCCUGAGGAAGGAGCUCCUCUUGAGGAUGUAAAAGUAGAGGCCUCUCCCUUGGAAGAGGCUUUCCUUGAAGAAGUAGAGGCUACCCCUAAGAAAGAAGCUGAGGUAAUAGAACCUCCUUCUGAAGAAGUAGAGGCUGCACCUAAGGAAAAAGUAGAACCUCCUUCUGAAGAAGUAGAGGCUGCCCCUGAGGAAGAAGCUCCUCUUGAAGUAGAAGCUGCCCCUGAGGAGGAAGCUCCUCUUGAAGUAGAGGCUGCCCCUGAGGAGGAAGCUCCUCUUGAAGUAGAGGCUGCCCCUGAGGAGGAAGCUCCUGUUGAGGAAGUAGAGGCUGCCCCUGAGGAAGUAGAGACUGCCCCUGAGGAAGUAGAGGCUGCCCCUGAGGAAGAAGCUCCUCUUGAGGAAGGAGAGGCUGCCCCUGAGGAAGAGGCUCCUCUUGAGGAAGGAGAGGCUGCCCCUGAGCAAGAAGCUCCUCUUGAGGAAGGAGAGGCUGCUCCUGAGGAAGAAGCUCCUCUUGAGGAAGUAGAAGCUGCCCCUGAGGAAGAAGCUCCUCUUGAGGAAGGAGAUGCUGUCCCUGAGGAAGAAGCACCUCUUGAGGAAGGAGAGGCUGCCCCUGAGGAAGAAGCUCCUUUUGAGGAAGGAGAGCCUGCCCCUGAGGAAGAAGCUGGGGAACUAGAGCCUGUUCCUGAGGAAGGAGAGGCUGCUCCUGAGGAAGAAGCUCCUCUUGAAGAAGGAGAGGCUGCCCCUGAAGAGGAAGCUGUGGAAUUAGAGCCUGUUUCUGAGGAAGUAGAGGCUGCCCUUCAGGAAGAAGCUCCUCUUGAAGAAGUAGAACCUCCUUCUGAGGAAGUAGAGGCUGCCCCUGAGGAAGAAGCUGAGGGAUUAGAGCCUGUUCUUGAGGAAGGAGAGGCUGCCCCGGAGGAAGAAGCUCCUCUUGAGGAAGGAGAGGCUGCUCCCAAGGAAGAACCUCCUUCUGAGGAAGUAGAGGCUGCCCCUGAGGAGGAAGCUCCUCUGAAUGAAUCUGAACUUGAGCCACCAGAAGAAACACCUCAAGAUGAGCUAGAGCAACCCCCUGCUGAAAUGGAGAAUUCUCAGACAGAAGUUCCUUCUGAUUUACCGCCUCCUGAAACAGCUGAGUGAGGAAGAGUCCCCAAAAAGGAAUCAUAGUAUCAAGUUAAAAUUUAAGCACAUACCUUAGAAAAGGGUAGGGCCCUGAAAGUAUCGAGGGGAAUUGUCAAAGGAAAAGGAACCAUCACAAUUGGAGUACAUAUUGGAAAAAUGAAUAAUAAAAAAGGA